Messenger RNA from Ictalurus punctatus (channel catfish), 2128 nucleotides. RefSeq names its product protein Daple. Gene Ontology annotation, biological process: transforming growth factor beta receptor signaling pathway. NCBI's taxonomy places the organism in Eukaryota, Metazoa, Chordata, Actinopteri, Siluriformes, Ictaluridae. The transcript is spliced from 14 exons. The record is from RefSeq and is a predicted model, not a curated record. Bases 161 to 2128 code for a protein of 655 amino acids.
CUUUCUGUUGUCAAUAGUUUCCUCUCACCGGGCUUGACUACGGUGACGCAAUCGAAUUCGUGACGUAAUCGAACCUGGAAACAUUCUGAUCAACUGUUAGGUCUACAAAUUAAUCCGUAUAUAUAUUAGUUUUUUUUUUUUUUUUUUUACAGAGACUCUGAUGAACAUAUUCUAUGCGAAAAUGACAGACGACAAUUUAUCUGAACAGCUAAAGCAGUUUAUCAGUUCUCAUGGAGGGGGAGUUGUUGUAAACUGUCAAAGCGUGUACAGUAUGAUGUACAGUAUGCACAGCAGGCUGGAGCGCCUUGAAGCCGAGAGAAAGACAGCGGAUGUGAGGAAAGCAGAUGUCGGUGAGUCGCAGCUGGAUGAGAAAAGCUCAAGUCAUACUGAUGAGCAGAAGGCGGCGCAGGAGCAACUGUCCAGCGGUACAGAGAUGCCGAGCCUCUCCACCUCGAGCGGACAAGUGGAGGACAGGGAGGAAGGAGUGUCCAAGUCUCUCAUGCAAGACUUGGUAAAAGAGAAUCAGAAGGUGAAGAAAGAAGUGGAGACACUUAAAAAUCAGUUUAGUCAGUGUGUGACUUUGGAACACGUGCAGGUCUUGCUAAGUCAGCAAGGUCCUCUGGUCUCUGUAUCUGAUGGAGCCCUAAACCAGCUAGCUGGCCAGACCCAGUCCCAGCAGAGCAGUCUGCUGCACAGUAUCCUCUGUAGGCUGGAGCGCCUUGAAACUGAGACAGAGACAGCGGAUGGAAGGAAAGCAGACGUUGACCGCGAUGUCUGUGAGUCGCAGCCGGAUGAGACAAGCUCAACUUGUAUUGAUGAGCAGAAGGCGGCGCUGGAGCAACUGUCCAGCGGUACAGAGAUGCCGAGCCUCUCCAUCUCGGACACGAGCAGACAAGUGGAGGACAGCGAGGAAGGAGUGUCCAAGACUUUCAUGCAAGUCUUGGUAAAAGAGAAUCAGGAGCUCAAGAAGAAGAUGUACAGCCUGAAGAAAGAAGUGGAGACACUUAAAAAUCAGUUUAGUCAGUGUGUGACUUUGGAACACGUGCAGGUCUUGCUAAGUCAGCAAGGUCCUCUGGGCUCUGUAUCGGAGGGAGCCCUAAACCAGCUAGCUGGCCAGACCCAGUCCCAGCAGAGCAGUCUGCUGCACAGUAUCCUGUGUAGGCUGGAGCGCCUUGAAGCCGAGAGAGAGACAGCAGAUGGAAGGAAAGCAGAGGUUGAUCGCGAUGUCGGUGAGUCACAGCCGGAUGAGAAAAGCUCAACUCGUAUUGAUCAGCAGAAGGCGGCACAGGAGCAACUGUCCAGCGGUACAGAGAUGCCGAGUCUCUCCACCUUGGACACGAGCGGACAAGUGGAGGACAGCGAGGAAGGAGUGUCCAAGUCUCUCAUGCAAGACUUGGUAAAAGAGAAUCAGGAGCUCAAGAAGAAGAUGUACAACCUGAAGAAAGAAGUGGAGACAUUUAAAAAUCAGCUUAGUCAGUGUGUGACUUUGGAACACGUGCAGGUCUUGCUAAGUCAGCAAGGUCCUCUGGUCUCUGUAUCGGAGGGAGCCCUAAACCAGCUAGCUGGCCAGACCCAGUCCCAGGUCAGCAGGGAGGUUGAGCAGGUCCCAGAGACACUGGAAGCUCUGACGGACCAUGGGGGACUACAGGAGAAGCACGAGAGCCUGGAGGCUCCUGUGGAACGCCUGGAAGGAGAACGAGACGAUACACUGGAUCAGUUGAAUCAACUGAAAACUCAGUUGGUGGAUGCUGUAACGGUAGAUAGAAAGAAGGUUUAUGAGGUGCACAUGGGCCCAGUGAACAUGUCAGAAAGUUCAGGAUUAGGUGAGGAGCUUGCCAUGUCUGAGGCAACACAAAGCCAGAGCAGAGACAGUUUCAGUGGACUAGAGCAGCAGCUUCAUCUGCAAACAGCUGACAUCAGGAAUGCAGUGCAGAAGCUGGAUAUGGAGGUGCGAAAUAUGAAGCAGGAAUUGCUGACCAUCAGAUUGGAACAGAAGAGAAGCCCAUAUAAUGAAAUGCAGGAUAAGCUGGACAGCCUCCAGUCCAAACUAGAUUCUCUGAUGGCAUCCUCAUCCUCUAUGCUAUCAUGGAGCCUACAGCAGAAAGAUCUGGAUUCCCCAGCAGGUUGA